This is a messenger RNA of Ixodes scapularis (black-legged tick), 2343 nucleotides long. RefSeq lists its product as uncharacterized. The transcript has a single exon. The coding region runs from base 1 to 1938 and encodes 645 amino acids. The record is from RefSeq and is a predicted model, not a curated record. NCBI's taxonomy places the organism in Eukaryota, Metazoa, Arthropoda, Arachnida, Ixodida, Ixodidae.
AUGUCAGUGAGAGAGAAGUUGGCCUCACUCCAACAUGCUGAACAUGUUGUUGAGGACAUAUUUUCAGGGAUACAGACCACCUACCUCAGGAAGAAAUACGUGAUGGAGAACCUCUCCUACACAGACGUUCUGGUGAUGCCACUUCAGACGGGCAACCAAGCACUGCAAGAGUCGGUGUGCUAUGUACCUCUAUCGCCACUACUGGGAAAUCUCCUGUCAUCCACUGAGAUCCUUGAAAGUGUCAUGCAGCCCAUACAUCAGUCCAAAGUCCUUCAAGAUAUUACCGAUGGAGACUUCCUCAGCCAACAGCUGUUGCGCCAAGAGGGCAGUGAGACACCGACCAUCUUCCUCCUCCUUUAUUCAGAUGAGCUUGAGCUGAGCAAUCCUCUGGGUGCGGCAGCAGGGUCUCACAAGAUCCUUGUUGUCUACUUCUCGCUGAUCAACAUCCAUCCAAGGCACCGGUCAAAGUUGAGUGCCGUGCACCUCCUGCUGCUUGUCAGGUACCCGAUGGUCAAAAAGUAUGGCUUGGAUCGAGUUCUUGCUCCCCUUAUCCAGGACUUGAAUUAUGUCCAUGAGCAUGGCAUGCAUGCACAAGGGAAGCACUUCAAUGUGGUGACAGUAGCAUUCACUGGGGACAACCUUUCUAUGCACAAGAUGGCUGGCCUCCAGUGCUGCUUUAGUAGCGGCCGCAUAUGUCGUUUCUGCCUUGGUCGCUACGGGUAUUUGGACAAGCUUUUCUCCGAGGCAGAUUGCACGAUGAGAACACGCGCAGGACAUGAAAGCCACCUGAAAGCAUUCGCUUUGAAUCCAGCCCAAAAUGGCCCAUUGUAUGGCAUCUCUGCCAUUCCUCCACUCCAAAGCAUCGCAGAGUUUGACAUUACAUCACAACUCCCCCCGGACGCAAUGCAUGAUAUCUUGGAAGGGGGAAUGGGCGUCGUCAUGCAGCGUGUCCUGCAUGGUCUAGUAGAAGAUGGCACGCUUCAAAAGUCCGACAUGGACAAGGUGAAUAGCUUCAAUUAUGGAUUUCACGACAAAAAGGCUGCCCCUGUUGCACCCAAAGAGAAGUUUCUGCAAGGAAAAGCCAACCUGCGUGGCACAGCAAGCCAAAAGUGGUGCUUAUUCAGGCUCCUCCCGCAGAUCUUUGGAGAUUCUGUGCCUCCCGAUAACCCACAUUGGUUAGUCUAUGUGGCCUACAGACAUUGCAUCGACAUUAUCCUAGCAGAGAGGAUUCCAAGAGACUGCAUUUCCUAUCUCCAGAUCAAGAUCCAAGAGUUUCUGGAAGCAUUCACAUUGCUGUACCCAUCUGCACCAGUGACAGCAAAGUUGCACUACUUGCUCCAUUACCCAGGCUUCAUACAGAGGUUUGGCCCACCACGUAGGUACUGGGGAAUGCGCUUCGAGGCUAAACAUGCCUACUUCAAGACUAUUGCUUCAAAUGUGCGAAACUUUCGCAACAUCUGCCGAACACUAAGCACACGCCAUCAGCUGUUGCAAGCCUACGAGCUCUCGGGAAAGCUUUUCGAAAGCUGCAUUGAAACGACUGGUUCUGUUGUGGUGAAGUUAACCAGCCUUUCACAAGAAGAGCAAGCCGCUGUCUGCGUCAUCACGCCAGAAGCUACCCUUUGCUCUGUGAAGACUGCCAGUGCAAACAGUCGUAUGUACCGACUGGGAGAUGUGAUCAUCUUCGAUGUGCAGAACGACACACCAAUCUUCCUCCAAGUCGAAAAGCUGCUGGUGGUUUGCGGAUUAUUGAUCCUCCUUUGCCGACGUCUGAAAACUGUGUGCUACUGCAAUCACAGGUGCUCGUACAUUGUGGAAAAAUGCAACGACAUUGUGGCAGUGACACCAGGCAACGAGUUUGACUUGUGCUCACUUGACCUGUACAACUCUGGCACACUCUACGAAGUUGUGCCUCACUUCGCAAUUUUGCAAGCUUAAUUAACACCACAACACAAGGGGAUACAUUCCGGCCCAACACAAGAAAACUGAACAUACAAACAAACUAGAGCAAACUGAAGCUGAAUUAUGAUUUACAUUUCUUUUUUCGAAUGCAUCUGUUUUUUAGUGAAUUUGGAAAGUUUUUUUUAUUAGUGCUAUCGUUGCAUCACGGUUAACCGUGUCAUCUUGAACAUUUUUUGUGUGUGUGGUCAUUUUGCUUUUAUUAUAUUUCUUGUGCUUUUUUGUCCAUUCUUCAUGUUUAAGACUUUUUUGUAUUUGAAUUUGUCCUAGCAUGCUUGAGUCAGUUUUUAAUUUUGUUGGUGCACCAAUUCUUGCCUUUGUCAUCUUUUUCAAACUUGCUAGAGAAAACCUACUCCUGCAAUUUUCGUAAAGUGUUAAAAAUGC